This is a messenger RNA of Cyclocybe aegerita, 444 nucleotides long. NCBI's taxonomy places the organism in Eukaryota, Fungi, Basidiomycota, Agaricomycetes, Agaricales, Hemipholiotaceae. The record is from the annotation of a GenBank genome assembly.
AUGUAUUUUUUACACAUUAUUAGGGUGUUGGGUGGCAACACUGCCUCCUUGCAUCUGAAGGAGGGAAGCUGGGUGCUUGCGAAACCAAAUGGCAAGAUCAGUGGGGAGUGGUCGCACCAGCGCCGCCGACAUGAGGAGCUGGCAGAAGGGCAAGGAAGCAGUGAUGCUCGCGAAAUGGCAAGGAUGCCACUGUGGAGCUGGCAGAAGUGCGAGGAGGGCGAUGCUACUCACAAAUGGGGAGGGAGUGGUUGCACUAGUGCCGCCGCUGUGGUUGAGUUAGCGGAAGUGCAAAGCGGGGGUGCUGCUCAUGAAACAGUGAGGUCGUCGCAGUGGAGCUGGCAGAAGUGUGAGCACCAAGACAGCAGUGCUGCUCAUGAAAUGGCAAGGCCAGCGGGGCCAGCAGAAGUGCAAGGCACCAAGGUAGUUGCGCUGGCGAAAGGGUAG